AUGGCUGAGUUCUGCAGCCAGGCCAUGGUGAGAUAUGGGCAGCUGUCCUUGGAGAAGGGAAAGUGGCAGGCUGUGGUGAGUGAGGCACCACUGUACCCAGACUGGGUGCAGCAGCUGGCUGAAAUACUGGAACCCAUGUGCUGGAAUGCAGUGACCUAUGAUGAUGUGCAUGUGAACUUCAGCCCGGAAGAGUGGGCUUUGCUGGACCCUUCCCAGAAGACACUCUACAAUGAUGUGAUGCUGGAGACCUUCAGGAACCUCACUGCUAUUGGUUACACUUGGGAAGGUCAAAAUAUUGAAGAGCAUUCUCAAAGUUCUAGAGGACAUGGAAGCUCACAGCAAACACAUGUCAUUUUGAAAGAUAUGAAAGAAGUUUCAUAG
This is a messenger RNA of Arvicola amphibius (Eurasian water vole), 381 nucleotides long. Its product is annotated as zinc finger protein 431-like. The coding region runs from base 1 to 381 and encodes 126 amino acids. The record is from RefSeq and is a predicted model, not a curated record. Gene Ontology annotation, biological process: regulation of DNA-templated transcription. NCBI's taxonomy places the organism in Eukaryota, Metazoa, Chordata, Mammalia, Rodentia, Cricetidae. The transcript has 5 exons.